AAAAUGAAGAACUUAAUUCAGUGCAUCCUCAUCCCCAUUGCUGUGCUCAUGUCAACAACAGGAGCUGAGGAGAUAGAAUAUGUUGAGGAAGGAGGCACGGUUACACUUCUACGGCCAACAACUGAGGAAAAAGACAUCUAUGUGUCCUGGUACUUUGGCACACAAAGUAGCCCUCCAAUUGCCCGGUGCAAUUACCUCGGUGGAACCGAGUAUAUUAACGGGAACAAUGAUCGUGAGGGCAUAUGGCAAGGCAAGUUGACCGUGUCUACCAAUGAUCUGACAAUUAAAAACAUCCAAAAAGGAAACUUUGGGAUUUUCAUCUGUAAAAUGACGGUGAAUAGAGAAGACACAUUCAUCACAUAUAAAGUCCUCAAACUCAAUGCGUCCAUGUCCCCAGCCUCUCCUCUGGUGCUUGGAGAAAAUCUGAAACUAGCCUGUGAUGUAGAGGCUACUCGGGGUCAAAGCCCCAAGAUACACUGGCUAAACCCCCGGGGAGAAGAAGAUGAUACGAACAGCGUCAGUAGAGGAACAAUCACAAAAAAGGUCACAAACCAAGACAAUGGCUUGUGGACCUGCGUGGUGACUAACAAUAAUAAGGAAAACAGGGCCAAAAUUUCUGUUAAAGUUAUGGACCUCAACCCAGCUCCUUCAGGUCCUCUGUAUACCUCUACAUCCUCGCCUCUCACCAUCCCCUGUUUCUUUCCUACUCACACCUGGGAUAAAAUCAAAAGCAAGGGCAUCAAAGGAGUUCACUGGGACUUCUCCCCUAAACUCUCAUCAAGUAAAGAGUCAAGUAAAGUAAAAAGGCUGUUCUCCCUCUCUGUGGAAAAUACAACCUGGAUGGGGGACCAAGGCAGAGGACUGAGUCACGUACCAACCCUCAAAAAUGGAAAUCUGUCUUUGACCAGAAAUCGAGCAAAAGAAGGUGACGGAGGAAACUACACGUGUAGCGUUGAAUUCAGUAGUGAUAUAACAACGCUGAGUAGGACUAUAAGCGUUGAGGUGCUUGAAAUCAUCUCCUCUCCAGGAAUAGAGUUAAAUUCUGGCCAGCAGCUCAACCUGAGCUGCACCACUGGCCAUGCGCUGCUUCCCGACAUGCAAGUGAAAUGGAUCCCACCUCAAUCAUCAUCCGUGCAGUCUCUGGGAUCUGACCAUCACCCAACCCAUCUCACCAUCCCGGAAGUGGGUUUAGGCGAUGGUGGAAAGUGGAGGUGUGAGCUGUGGCGGAAUCAUACACAACUGACAUCAGCUAUGAUAAUACUGAAAAUCGAAUUCAAGCUGAGUGUGUGGAUGGUUGUGACCAUAUGUAGCACCGCAGUCAUCGUAAUCCUCAUCUGCAUCCUUGCCUUAAUCCUCCACCGACACAGACAACGCAAGAUGAGAUUCCCCAGGCAACGACUCUGCCAGUGCAAAAAUCCCAAACCAAAAGGAUUUUACAGAACGUGAUGUCUUCCAGAAACAAGAAAGACGUUUCUCAAGAGGACAUCGCAAACAAUUGAAUUUCUGUCCAGAUAAGACAGAUUUUUUAUGUCUGAGUCAUUGUUGAAACAUCAUAUAAGACGUCUUACAGUUGUACACAUCGGCCAGCUCGGAUCCUUUCACACAUUGUUAUAUCUGUAAUAUAAUCCAAAUAGGGACUGAUGAUCGAUUUAAUUAGCAUUUUAACUUGUUUAUAAUUAUUACAGUGCUUGAUUUAAUUCAUCGUUUCAGAUUAACCUUUUGUAGAUUUAUUGUCAUGUAAUGUAUAUAUUUCUAUGGUAUUGCAUUGGUAGGCUUGGUUACUUGCUUCUAUGAAUAUUCACACAUCUAUUAUUUGUAUAGACAUGAUGAUACUUUAUUACUUAAAAUGAAAACAUUCCCUACUGUCCUGUCAUUA
Molecule: messenger RNA, 1876 nt
Organism: Scomber japonicus (chub mackerel)
Lineage: Eukaryota; Metazoa; Chordata; Actinopteri; Scombriformes; Scombridae
Gene: cd4-1
Product: CD4-1 molecule
Exons: 9
Coding region: 4-1446 (480 amino acids)
Biological process (GO): T cell activation; positive regulation of ERK1 and ERK2 cascade; interleukin-15-mediated signaling pathway
Cellular component (GO): external side of plasma membrane; membrane raft
Molecular function (GO): protein tyrosine kinase binding; MHC class II protein binding
Source: RefSeq, a predicted model, not a curated record